Messenger RNA from Bolinopsis microptera, 1961 nucleotides. RefSeq names its product low-density lipoprotein receptor class A domain-containing protein 3-like. The transcript has 6 exons. Gene Ontology annotation, molecular function: protein binding. The record is from RefSeq and is a predicted model, not a curated record. The coding region runs from base 1 to 1032 and encodes 343 amino acids. NCBI's taxonomy places the organism in Eukaryota, Metazoa, Ctenophora, Tentaculata, Lobata, Bolinopsidae. Gene Ontology annotation, cellular component: plasma membrane.
AUGAAUUUUGACGAAUCUGAUAAAGAAGAUUGUUUGUCCUCAGAGUGGGUGACUAGUACAGUAGAAUUCAUCAAGUUUAAUCCUGAUUGGGAUAAAACAGUGGGUUUCAGAGUUGGUGAUACAGCUACAGAGGGAUCAGAGUGCCCAGAUGGAUAUUGGAUGUGCUCGAACGGUGAGAAAUGUAUUUAUGACAGCUGGGUAUGUGAUGUUUUUACGGAUUGUUACGAUGGAUCAGAUGAAACAAACUGCCCAGAGUCAGCUACAGAGGGAUCAGAGUGCCCAGAUGGAUAUUGGAUGUGCUCGAACGGUGAGCAAUGUAUUGAUGACAGCUGGGUAUGUGAUGGUUAUACGAAUUGUUACGAUGGAUCAGAUGAAUUUGAAACAAACUGCCCAGUGUCAGAUUGCGGAUAUGGAUAUUGGAUGUGCUCGAACUAUGAGCAAUGUAUUCCUGAUAGCUAUGUAUGUGAUGGUGAAACGAAUUGUUACGAUGGAUCAGAUGAAUUAAACUGCCCAACGACAGAUCCAGGUUGUUGGUAUUGUUCGAAUUUAACUGAAACUCCUGCAGUUAUAUGGGGGGGAGACUCCCAAGAUAAGACACAGACUUCUUGGACGAUCAUUGGCAUUGUAAUACUAAUAGCGGCUCUAUUAUUAGUCGCCGUGGUUUUGUGUAUUUGUAAAAAAGUAUCAAGACAGCAUGUGAUGGAACAACACACAGUACGUCCCACCAACCUACCAAUUGUUGUUCCAGUGCAACUGCAGCCAGCUAUAAAUGUGCGAGAGGAGCCGCUGUCUUCAGAUCCAUCUCUGCCUAAUGUUGCUGUGGAUAAUGAUCAAUACGUUCCAAGUUAUGAAGAAUUAAUGGGUUAUCCGGUGGGCCCACCAAUUGUUGUUCCAGUGCAACUGCAGCCAGCUAUAAAUAUGCGAGAGGAGCCGCUGUCUUCAGAUCCAACUCUGUCUAAUGUUGCUGUGGAUAAUGAUCAAUACGUUCCAAGUUAUGAAGAAGUAAUGGAUUAUCCAGCGGGCUCUCGUUAAAUCGCUCACCCGAAUCAUACCUACAGUAAAAACGUUUAUAUGAUUCCUAAAUCAAAAUACGUGUUAGUUAUUUGUAAUAUUUCUAUCGCCGACCAAAUAGAGUGGAUGGAGGGCUAAUAUUCCCUAAUCAAAACAUUUCGCGCCCGCAGAGAACACAACAUUGGAGGCUUCUAGAGUUCUAGUGGACCAGAUCGCCAUUUUGGAUUAUGAAAAGGUCGAUUUGUUUACUUGAUAAGUCUGAAUAUCGAAAUUUUAUUGAUCAGUAUCAUGGUUCGUUUUAAUUUUAAUGUUUUAGCAGCAGUACUUCCUUAUUGGAGAACAAAGUAUUACAUUUUUCUAUAUUAGUAUGUUGAUAGCAUGUAGCAAUUACUUAAAGUAAGUCGUGUGUUUAUUUAAUUUCUUGCCGGUAAUUUAACUCCCUCGUAGGAAUAUUAUAAAACUCGACAAUAUCAUAUUCUAUUGUACUUUUUGUCUUUUGAGGUUGCCGAGAUAAUAACUUGCUAUAAUGCUUAUUUAUUCACUAUGCAUUGCUAUUUUUGUGAUUACAAUAUUAUCAUCUAUAACAGUGUAACCACUAACCAGUUCAUGUUAUUGACCCACAAUUAACAGAUCAGAUUUAGCACACAUCAUGAGUGUUAUAUUACGUAAAACAGUCAAUCAAGUUAUGUAAUUCUCGUUUAGUUCUCUUUAUUAUAAUUAUAUCGGAUUCAAAUAAAAAUAACGUACUUUGUAAGAAAGAAACAAAUUAAUCAAAUAAUAAGUCAAGCAAUAAAAUAAAAUAAAAGUCGAACUAAAAUGGCCAAAGUUUUAUCAAAUUCGCCGGAAGGAAACCAAAUUAUGUGCCAUUCUCGAAUUAAAACCCACAAUUUGGUUUCCUUUCUGUGAAUUUAAUUUAAUUUUUCCCUCGCACGCUUUGAAAGUUAAGCGAA